Molecule: messenger RNA, 1335 nt
Organism: Liolophura sinensis
Lineage: Eukaryota; Metazoa; Mollusca; Polyplacophora; Chitonida; Chitonidae
Product: neuronal acetylcholine receptor subunit beta-3-like
Exons: 6
Coding region: 1-1335 (444 amino acids)
Biological process (GO): monoatomic ion transmembrane transport
Cellular component (GO): membrane
Molecular function (GO): transmembrane signaling receptor activity; extracellular ligand-gated monoatomic ion channel activity
Source: RefSeq, a predicted model, not a curated record
AUGGCCUGUCUGACCUUGGGACUUGUGUUGAUGUUCUGUACCUCAGUCAUGCCCUAUUCGUACACGAAUGAGAGCUCGUUACGGGCCGCCAUGUUUAAUGGUUACAGCGACUCCAUCCGGCCUGUUCUCGACCAGAACGACUCUGUAGACGUGCACUUUAAAUUGGAGCUGCUCAACGUGGAGUCCCUGGAUAUUAAAACUCAAACGCUAGCCUCCACUAUCUGGGUUGUCGUGAAAUGGAUAGACGAGAAAAUGAUAUGGGAUAAAAAUCUUUACGACGGAGCUGAGAAGUUCUUUGUCCACGACGGUGACGAUAAUGACGUCUGGAAGCCAGAUAUAUCCGUAUCUAAUACAAUAGACCAGUUUACCAAACUUGGCAGCAGUGACGUCCCAGUGGUUAUCAAACACAACGGGGAAAUCACCAUGGAAGCGGGAAAAGUCGUCAAAACACAUUGUGAGAUUGACAUGACAUUUUACCCCUUCGACUCGCAGUCCUGUGAGAUAAUGAUCGGCGCCUGGGUGUACACGACGCACGAAGUCAACAUGACAACGGAAGAGGUGAACGUUGACAAUUACCGUCCGAACGGCGAGUGGGAGAUCUCAUCCAUUCAUGGCGAACGUCACGAUAUGACCUUCGACACCGAACCUCAGUCCGUCCUCUGGUACACGCUGAAGUUCAGACGACGUCGUCCGUUCUUCACGAUGCAUAUCAUUCUGCCUAUGUUGUUUCUCAGUGUUCUCAACAUCAUUGUCUUCGUCCUUCCACCGGAUGCCGGAGAGAAGAUGUCUCUAUCCAUCACGAACCUGCUGUCCUUCGCUGUUUUCCUCACCCUCUUCAGCGAUCAGAUGCCGCACAGUUCCCGACAUACCCCUGUUAUCAGUGUUUAUCUGGCUACAACAUUCAUUAUCAGUGUCUUUACAGUCGUGGUGGCCACAAUUGUUCUGCGUCUACACUUUCACGAGGGUCCAGUCCCACGGUACCUGAAAACGCUUUACUGUGGGUAUUUAUCAAAGAUUCUGUGUUCACGAAACAGUUCGUGUCCGGUUUGCAAUCCGGAGGGACACCCUGUAAUAUCAAACCACAAAGUAGGCCCGGACAUCCGGACAGAAGACGGACUGCAGGAAACACAUGUGGCGUGGACAGUGGCAAAAGGAGACGAGAAGCUGUCGUCUGCUCAGAAAAAAAGCGGGAGCAACAAACGAGACGGUUCUGAUCACGUGAUGACCUGGAGACAAAUCGCUGAGAUCACUGAUUGGAUGGCGUUCCUGGUAUUUCUCGUGGUAACGCUGAUUGUGGGCUUCGUUGUGGUGUUGAGGCUGGUGGUAGGCGUGUAA